UCACAUGUUUGCGUUUCGUACAGGUAGGUCUUCAUCGCCGAUUUAGCUUGAUUUAUUUUUCAUGCAGAUGGGUAUACCCCGCAUACAAGAUUUCCCCUCCACUUCUGCAAAUUUGAAGGCCUGGGGACUGAGACGCGGCCAACGCUCCUUUCACAAUAACUAUGAUUCCAUGUACAACGCACAACCUUGAAAAGGAGCAUUAACAUCACCGGCGCCCGCUGUCCUGGUCUGGUCAAAGUUACAUGUGCAGUGCUUCCCAUUUUGUGAAUGUUUUCCCGUUCGUAAUAUCAUGAGUGGUCUAUGCCUCUGCUGGUCGUUCAUUUUCUUUUCGCCUACGCAUGGUCGCUCUUUCUCGCAUCAAAGAUACAAAGAUAGAACCUUUCCUGAUGGCAGAAUUAUUCUCAAGAAUGGGCGGAACAAGGUCGUAGUAAGUAGGGUACUAUAUUGUCAAAUUCCACCGAACCAUCACACGGGAGCAUCUUCAUCUCCCGAAUUUCUCCUUCCGAUGUACCAUUUAGCUCGGAAUCAGCUAGAAUCGGCUACACCGAAAAGGCUCAUACCGAAAAGGCUCAUGUUUGCUACUCCGAAAGACACGGUUUCAUCCAUGGUUCUCUUUGACAUAUCAUAGAUCUCGACACAACUAAAUCUGAUACUGCCCG
This is a messenger RNA of Lentinula edodes (shiitake mushroom), 659 nucleotides long. RefSeq lists its product as uncharacterized. NCBI's taxonomy places the organism in Eukaryota, Fungi, Basidiomycota, Agaricomycetes, Agaricales, Omphalotaceae. The coding region runs from base 290 to 628 and encodes 112 amino acids. The record is from RefSeq and is a predicted model, not a curated record. The transcript has 4 exons.